Messenger RNA from Diospyros lotus (date-plum), 1484 nucleotides. Its product is annotated as UPF0481 protein At3g47200-like. NCBI's taxonomy places the organism in Eukaryota, Viridiplantae, Streptophyta, Magnoliopsida, Ericales, Ebenaceae. The transcript is spliced from 2 exons. The coding region runs from base 166 to 1455 and encodes 429 amino acids. The record is from RefSeq and is a predicted model, not a curated record.
UUGAAUCCUCCCAUAUACAUACAAACUGCCACUAAACACCAGAAUUCGACACCCUCUUGACAUAAGGAAAGGAGAGCCAGGGAGAGAGAGAGAGAGAGAGAGAGAGAGAGAGUAGAAGCAAGAAGUUCUUCAGAUUCUGGCAAGCUUAUUUGCAUACGAUCGAGCAUGCCUGCCCGAACCAAAGAACAAGAUCCGGUGGCGAUCCGUAUCAAUGACAGGCUUGACAAGUUAAGAUCCGACUCGUCCUCUAACAGAGGUCUCUCUGGAGUGCACGAUCGACUACACAAAGUCAACCCCGUCGAACCAGUAAUCCUCGCUGUCGGUCCUCGUUUUCACGGCCGACGGAAGCUACAAGAGAUGGAGAAGCAAAAGUUCAGGUACUUCAAACAGCUCGUCGAACGGAACAUUAACAACAUGACGGGUUUGAAUGAAUAUGUGAACGAAAUUCGAGGAUUGGAAGCAAGAGCACGGGAAUUUUAUCAGCUAGAUGAUCAGAUGGCUAGCAUUAACAGCGACGAUUUAGCAGAAAUAUUGCUUAUUGAUGGUUGCUUCAUUGUCGAGUUGCUCCGCAAGUACAAAAACAGAGCACAGUUGCGAGGAGACGACCCUAUUUUUCGGUUGGAUCAACUCCGAUUCGUCCUAAGGCGAGACCUGAUUCUACUCGAGAACCAGCUACCGUUCUUCGUUCUCGAUCACUUGUUCAGGAAAACUAGGGGUCCCGGCGAAGAAGACCAUCUCAUCCCCUUGGCCCUAGCAUUUCUGGAGCAGAUCAUGCCAAACCAGAAGCUAGAAGUUGUCAACUAUAUCGGUAGCCACGAAGUCAAGCAUCUCCUUGGGCUAGUGCAUUCUAGCUGGGGCCACCGUUUCGUCCAAGCUCUCGGUGAGACCAACAGAGUUAGCCAAGACGACGUAGAAGACAUUUGGGAGUUCAUAGAAUCGGCCACUGAGCUGAAAGAGGCCGGCGUGGAGCUGAAGAUGAUGAAGAGCAGAAGCAACUUGUUCAGCAUACAAUUCAACAAGAAAACAGGGGUUCUGGAGAUGCCCUGUCUGUGCAUCGGAGAUUACACACAGUUUCCCCUCAGGAACCUACUUGCAUACGAGCAGGAUCACCUCCAAGCCGAUGAUCAGCCCAAGUACGUUGGUCACUACCUAGCGUUCAUCAACUGCCUGGUGCAGUCCCCCAAAGACGUUCAGCUGCUUCGCCAGAAAAGAGUCAUUGAAAGCUGGUUGGGCGACGAUGCCGCGGUUUACAACAUGCUGAAAGGCGUGUACAGGUUCGUGCUGAUUUCUGCCGGCAACUACAGUUACUCCCGAGUUUGCAUGGAUGUGAACCAUUACUGCAAGCGGCACAGAGACGACUGGAUGACGAAGCUCAAGAUUGGUGGCGGCUUCUUGCUGUUUCUCACUUUGGUACAAACUCUAUUUACCAUUGUUUCUUGUUUUAAAGGCAACUAAUUAAGUAUCAUUUAACAUUUAUUUCUCAA